GAUCAGAGAAUGCUCGAGAGAACCCCUUCUCCGAUCUUGGUACCGGCCGCACUUGACCCAUAUCUUAUUAUUCGUUCAGCGUCCGGAUGUGUUAUAACUCUUAAUACCGGCAGACGAGGUUGUGGUGUUUAUGUAUGUACCUUUCAAACGAUAAGCCUUAAGCCAUAAAAACGGCGGCUGCGACCGAAGAGUGUUGAGUCAAGUUAAGGCAUUGUGCCGCAGAUCGGUCGCCGGAUAAACCGGACGUCCUUUCGUUUAUUUCCUUUCUGUGUGAGUGUAUAGCUUCCGCAAAAAUCGCCAACCACGGGAAGGGGUCAUACUUGACCGGUAUACGAGAAGGUCACGACCUCAUCGAGGUCUUUAAAGGUUCGCCGGCAGGCCGAUCACUCAUAGCUGACGAAUGUCGCUCACGCGCAGGCGCAUAAACCGAGCAACGCUGCAUGUCCGACAGAAGCGAAAGUAUUUAAAGGAGGGAGCGAGCCUUGCAGAAGGCUACUAGUUAGUGAACAGGCAUAAGCUCAGUGUGGUCCGCCCUGGUGCCUGAAAGAGCAUCCAAAGAGCUUCAAGAUCGGCUCUUAAAAAGCUCUUUAGGAAAUCAUCCUCUCCCCGCAGCAAUUGCCGAACAAUUGAAUUUACACGAGUUGUUCAGUUUCAGUGGAACUUAGUGCCGCACAUUUCACGUCUGUUUGAGCUGUGCAUAAAAGUGCCAUAUACCUUAGCCGUUAACUAAGAAAAUCGUUGUUUUUUUUUGUUGUUGGUUGGUUUUGCUCUUCUUUCGUUUAUUAUAUGUUUUGUUUUUUUUUUUUUUUUAUUGGAGAGGAAAUUUCUUGCCAGUAUUAAAUUUAAUCUCACAGCCAAUAUAUUACAAACGGUGAGAAGUGAAUAUUUUUUUAUCGCAAUAAGGAUAACAAUAGAUGCGGGCUUAACUGAGACUGAUGAAUCUAUAAUCUUUGAAAAUUUUGAAAAUUCAUUUCUCAAGACAAAUGGGAAUAAUUUUCUAGUUCUUAUUGUAGACGAUAAGUCGUGCGGAACGCGGUGCUAACUGGCGCACAGAAAGCUCAAAUAUAUAUUCGAAAGGUAAAUAUUGGCGAACGGAAAGAGUCUUGUUACCAUCGUUGAGUAUUUCGAGGUAUAAAAAUAUUUAUUAUAAUGGAGGAAGUAAUCGAAGUGCAAGUUGAAAAAAACGACCAAGUUGGCAGCUUGACGUUUUCUCCACCACCGAUGAAGAAGUCCGAUACCAAGGACAGCAUUUCCUCGAUUGACAGCGACGUCAGUUUGUCGUUCGAUCGGAGAGGAUCGAAAGGAGAGGAGGCGGAUUUUUCGGACAGCGGAAGCUCCGACUGCGACCGGAAGACUUCAACGAGCAAUAAGAAGCAAAAAACCAGUGACCAGGACUCAGGAGCAGAUUGUUUGGAAGACGUCGUGCCCAGCGAGUUGGACGUUCCGGUAGUCGCGAAGUCUAAACCCAGUCCAAAAGAUACCGAAGAAGAUUUCUCACCACCUAGCGACGAUUUGGCUGACAAAAUAUGCGCUCAGGUAGAGUUUUACUUCUCGGAUGAGAAUAUAGUGAAGGACGCCUUCCUGCUGAAGCACGUUAAACGAAACAAGGAGGGAUUCGUUUCCCUGAAACUCAUCUCCAGCUUCAAGCGAGUGAAACACCUUAGCAGAGACUGGAGAGUCGUUGGCGCGGCUUUGGCCAGGUCAAAAAAAUUAGAGGUCAAUGAACUUGGGACCAAGCUGAGAAGGCUGGACCCUCUGCCAGUCUACGACCAGACGACACCGUCCAGGACGAUAUUGGCGGCCAGAUUACCGGUCGAUAAACUGUCGGUGGAAAGCGUAGCUGAGAUAUUUGGUUCCUGCGGGGAAAUAGCGUUGAUCAGAGUGCUCAGACCGGGACAUCCGGCACCCGCGGAAGUCAGGCAGGCCAUUUCCAAAAGGCAAGAAUUGGCAACGAGCGAGGAAUGCGCGUUGGUCGAAUUCACGGACUCGGCAUCGGCCAGAACUGCUCAGCAAAUGAGUCUCGGGGAUAUGAGAGUUUACGAACUUCAGCAGUCGGCGGAAAAGAAGCGGAAACAACAGCCUGGCAAGAAAAACGCUGUCACGAGAAUCUCUAGGGAAGAGAUUUACAAUUCUUCAAGCUGUGCGAGCGGAUCUGAGGCCGAAGACGGCAGGUCGAGACACAGACGACCGGUUCAUGGACAUCCAAUUUAUCCCAUGGCUGUUUAUCCUGGGCAACCGUACCAAGGUCCUCCUUCGCCAGAGUCUUGGUUGUCAAGAAGAUUAUCCGCUUGUUCGAUGUCCGGUUCAGACACCGGCUACAUCCUGCGUCGUCUCUCUUCCUGUUCGGGUUCAGGAUCGGACAGCAGUAGUUUUGGACGAAGAUACUCGAGCUGUUCAUCCAGUUCGGAAGCCGGCUUCCAUCAUCAGAUUUACGCGCCUGCGACAGCCGGUUACUUUCCUCAAAAUCGACGUUUCUCCUGCUGUUCCGGUUCGGGAUCAGACUGUGCGACCGGAUUCAACCCUUCCAGGAGAGGUUCCUCCGACUGUGGGCCAUUUUUGCGAAGGCUAUCCGCCUGCAGCCGAGAUUCUGGCUUUGACAAUGGAGCGCGAAGACUGUCAGCCUGCUCUUCCGGAUCCGAUGCCUCUUUCGGCAGAUCCAGAAGCAAUAGUGGCGGUGGCGGAGUAAACCAUCUUCCCGAUAAUAUUACCAGAAUGCCUUCCGGCCCCGACGGUACUCGAGGCUUUGGCAGACCGCCGCGGAUGAAUAUGAUGAUGAAUCCCAUGACCCCCCUAAUGGCAGCCCCCAUCGGGCCGUGUUAAAUUUUUUUCAUUAAUUCCCGUUACACGAUCCAUGUUAUUUUAUAUUGUUGUUGCGCAUAUAGCAGACGUUGUUCCCAACAAUUGAAAGAGAAUUUAUCACGUGGAACCCCGAUUGUCAGAAUAGAAUUUAAGAAGUCAGUAGAUUUUCACCGCAUAUUUACUGUUUAGUAUUAUCGUGUAAGUACCUACGUUUAACACCGGCAUCGUGUAAUUUAUUUUGCUCUUAUUAUUUCAGCAAAAUUUUCUUCUUUUUGUUGCGUUUUUUUUCUAUUUUUUAUUUAUUUUUAUUUAUUCUUUUGUUACUUAAUAUGUAUAUUAGAUAUUAAUUAAUUAUAAUCGUACUAUAAGUCAGAUACGCUGUUUUCGUGAUGUUAUUCUCGCGCAAUAAUGUAAUAUUUGGUUCAGCGAAUUGUGUAAGGAUCUGUUUAUGUACAUAGUAUAUACGCGUGGCAUUUGCAUGUGUAUUUGUAUACCCGUAUAGUUUCUUUAGUGAAAAGGAAAUGGGUAAUAAAAUGAUGUUUGAAUAAUA
Messenger RNA from Neodiprion virginianus, 3349 nucleotides. It is a transcript of the gene Achl, whose product is annotated as la-related protein 6. NCBI's taxonomy places the organism in Eukaryota, Metazoa, Arthropoda, Insecta, Hymenoptera, Diprionidae. Gene Ontology annotation, cellular component: nucleus. The coding region runs from base 1150 to 2820 and encodes 556 amino acids. Gene Ontology annotation, molecular function: mRNA binding. The transcript is spliced from 2 exons. Gene Ontology annotation, biological process: RNA processing. The record is from RefSeq and is a predicted model, not a curated record.